CCGGUUUGGCCGCUCGUGCCUUUUUGGGAGAGGCCCCUCCCGGUGACGUCAUUGCCAUGGCUGAAGAGCCAUGACGUCACCUGAUUAGAUUUCUUCUCUUCUCCUCCCCCCCAUACCCCACUCUGCGCAGGGGGCGGGACCUCCGGGAGCUGACCGCCCCUGGACUGAGCCGGGCGCCGGCUGUUUAUCCGCUGCGAGCGUUGCGGCCCGGGGUCGACCAGGGCGUGGCUAGCGCGGAACCCCGGGGUUCCUGCCAGCCCCAACCAUGCCUCCACCGAGGGGUGAUGUGACUGCCUUAUUCCUGGGUCCUCCGGGUUCGGGAAAGUCGGAGCUCAUCGCUGCGCUCCGGGAGGCUCCAGAGGCCUGGCAUGAAGAUGCUCGCGUCUCUGCCCUCUACCCUGCGGGACCUGGUCUCUUCCUGGGCGAGCUGAGCUGCCCUCCGGCAGCGCCCGAACCCUGGGCAGCCGAGGCUGAUGUGCUUGUGCUGGUGUGGGGGCCCCGGAGCGGAAAUGGGGUUGAGGAAGAGGAUGGGUCUCUGCCCGAGGGGUUAGGGGCAGCUGGGCGGGCAGCCCUGGCCCGUGGGGCACCCCUGCUAGCAGUGUGGAGCCGAGGUCCCAGGAAUAGGAACGCCGGGAGCCCGGAGCAACCUGAAGACCUGGAGCAGGAAAGGGUGAAGGCGGCCGCCCAGCUGGCUGCUGCCGGGCUGGGGGCGGCGCCACUUUAUGUACUGAGUCGGCCUGGACCCCAAGGAACUGACCUGACCAGACUUAGAGAGGCGCUACGUGACCGAGGGGCGGCACUGGAGAGGCUGCUGCCUCCUGCCCAGGAAGGUUUCGAGGUCGUGGGAGGGGCCGAGCUAGAAGCGGUGCGCGAGGCUUUUGAGGCAGGUGGCCUGGAGGCUGCGAUGACCUGGCUUCGCUCGGGCCUCGAGCGCCUGGGCAGCGCCCGGGUGGACUUGGGUGUGGCCGGUCCAGAAGCCCCCAUAGUCAUAGGCUCCCUUCUUGGGCAGGACCCCGAACCCACUCCCUCCUCCCCAGGGCCAGCCCCCUAUCCUGCCCCAGAGAGGCCCAAUGUGGUCCUUUGGGCACUGCUUGACGACGCCGACGCCGACGCCGACCCCGCCCGCAGCCCUGACCCCGGGCCAGCUCACUACGAUGCCCUGGUCCUGGUGGUUCCUGGACCCCCGACGCCAGUCGCUGUAGCCCGUGGGAGGGCGCUGGCGGGCCCUGUCACGCCCCUCUUCUUCGUGAGGACUGACGGCGAAGGCGAAGAUCCCGAACCAGAAGAGAAUGAAGGGAAAUCUGGUCGAGGGGAUGGGGAGGACAAAGAAAAAGGUAGAAAGGACAGAAAGAAAUGUGAUGAUGGGAAGAAUUCGGGCAGCGGGAAUACAUCGCCAGAUGGAGACCAGAAAUCAGGCGGUGAAUCUGGAGAGCACGAGAUAAAAUCGGGCGGUGGGGAUGGGGAGGAAGAGGGCUGGGAGGUUCUGAGCACGGAGGAUGCAGGGGACGCGCCGCCGCCUGUCUUCCCCCUGCGUCCCGGGGGCCUCCCGGGCCUGGCGGCUGCGCUGCAACGAGCCCUGACCCCAGCCCAGGGGACAGCUCUGCUGCUCGCGCUGCCUCCCGCGUCUGCUCGGGCAGCGCGCGCCAAGGCCGACGCGCUGCGGGAUGGAGCGUGGCGCGCAGCGCUGCUGGCCAGUGUGGCCGCCGCUGCGUCCCCGGCCCCGGGGCUGGGACACGCGUGCGACGUGGCGCUGCUGCGGGGUCAACUGGCGGGCUACCGGCGCGCUCUGGGGCUCGAGGCGGCCGCAGUGGCCCGCCGGGAGCUCGCCCUGGGGCUGGAGCCUGGGACUCUGGUGGGGCGCGAGCGCUCUCGACUGGCGCUGAAUGGAGCGGCCCGUGGAGAGGUGGAGGCGCGCUUGAGGGGCUGGGCCGGCGAAGGAACCGCGGGCGGUGCGGCCCUGGGCGCCCUCUCCUUCCUGUGGCCGGCGGGCGGCGCGGCGGCAACCGGGGGCCUCGGGUACCGCGCGGCCCACGGCGUGCUCCUGGCGGCUCUGGACGAGCUGCAGGCCGAUGCUGAGGCCGUGCUGGGCCCGGGCCCAGACCCUGAGUAAAGACGGCCUGCUAGAAAUCCUGGGGUGGAUGGGGGAGAAGGACACCUGGAUGUUCCGGGAUCUUGGAUCCCUGGUGCUGACCGGGGACCGGCUGGGCGAUCUGGAUGCCUGGGUCUUUGAGUGGGUGGAGAUCACAAUGCCGGCCUUCAUCCAAGAUCGGGAUACAAGAUGGGGCUGGGGAAAAUGAUGCUACCUGGGUCUUGGGAUGGGGAGACCCAGCCGGCGCAGAGAUCGAGGGACAAUGAUGAGACUGAAAUGGAAGAGAGAAGGGAAGAAUCCAGGUGCUUGGGGUGCUCUCAUCUUGGGACUGCCUCUCUCUCAUUUGUUUUUCUUGGGUCUGCGGUGUGGUAUAGUGGGAAUACAGGGUCUGGGGAUAGCUGUGGACCAGCAGUUGCCUUUAUUUAUGCAUUUAGCCAGUUUCGUCUCUGCCCUCCAACCUCCCAGUCGCGAGUUGACCGGGGGUGGGGGGGGGAGGAAUCCUAUCAGGGUGACUCCGUAAAGAUUGUGUCUCCACCGGAAAGGGGAAGAAAUGGGCACCGUCCCUAGAUGUUGGCCACCUUGGGGAGCCUGCACGCCCCUACCUGAAGCUCUGCCUCUGCCAGGCCUCCACAAAUACUCUGGCCAUGGAGGGAUCACCAGCUUUGGGCUUCUAAAAUCAGACUGUCACAGUCGGAAAGAACCUAAGAAGCCACCUAGUCGGACCUGUACUUGGACAGGAAUUCUUUCCAUUUCUUUCCCUGGGAGAGCACCAUUGAUGGAGAACUCAUUACUUACCCGUGACAAUCCAUUGUAUUCUUAGGUAGCAGGGGGUCUUGAUCAUGAAUUUGUUGCGUUUUUAAUAAAUAUUUUGAUAACAUUUCAAA
Vombatus ursinus (common wombat) is the source of this 2973-nucleotide messenger RNA. RefSeq names its product immunity related GTPase Q (gene IRGQ). The transcript has 3 exons. Gene Ontology annotation, molecular function: GTP binding. NCBI's taxonomy places the organism in Eukaryota, Metazoa, Chordata, Mammalia, Diprotodontia, Vombatidae. The record is from RefSeq and is a predicted model, not a curated record. Bases 266 to 2110 code for a protein of 614 amino acids.